Lolium perenne is the source of this 1618-nucleotide messenger RNA. RefSeq names its product protein trichome birefringence-like 19. Lineage: Eukaryota; Viridiplantae; Streptophyta; Magnoliopsida; Poales; Poaceae. The record is from RefSeq and is a predicted model, not a curated record. Gene Ontology annotation, molecular function: O-acetyltransferase activity. Gene Ontology annotation, cellular component: Golgi apparatus.
GGUUACAGCCGCCUGCACCAUAUACUCUGCAUCUUCCAUUUUAGUAUACUCUUCCUUGUUCUGUGUUCCCCAUGAUCAGCGCAUCUCCACGAUCGUGUAGCUUCUCCCCAUGAACAUGAAGUCCCACAAGGGCCAUACGUCUUCUCCGAGGCGCUCGGCCGCCAUUGCGGCGCCGGUCGCCUUCCUGCUGUUCCUCGGGCUCGUCUCGCUCUACGACUUGACCCUCUCCGACCGCCGCUAUCUGAGCAUCUAUGGCGGCACCUCUUCAUCCUCCUCCUCCUCGUCGGUGGCGUCUUCGUCAUCGGCUCCGGCCUGCGACCUCACGCGGGGCGAGUGGGUACCGGACGCCGCGGAGGCGCCGUACUACACGAACCUGACGUGCCCCUUCAUCGACGACCACCAGAACUGCAUGAAGUUCGGCAAGCCGAGCCUCGAGUUCAUGCGCUGGCGGUGGAGGCCCGACGGCUGCGAGCUCCCCCGCUUCGACGCGGCGGCGUUCUUGCACGCCAUGAGGGGCAAGUCCGUAGCUUUCGUCGGGGACUCCCUUGCCAGGAACCACUUCAAGUCGUUGCUCUGCAUCUUGUCCACGGUGGCGCUGCCGGUGGAGGUCGGGACGGAUCCGGAGAUCGACGUGACGGGGAGGGCCGUCCGGCGGGACUACUACUACGGCAGCCACGACUUCACCGCCUCCCUCUUCUGGUCGCCCUUCCUGGUCAAGGCCAACAUCUCGAACGCCACGCUCGGCAUGUGGGACGUGCACCUCGACGAGCCGGACGGCCGGUGGGCGGCGCACGUUGCCGACUUCGACCACGUCGUCCUGUCCGGCACCAACUGGUUCCUGCGCCAGUCCGUGUACUACGAGGGCGGGCGCCCCGUCGCGUGCAACGGCGGCGCCAGCUGCGGCGUCGGCGGCAACCUGACCGAGCUGGCCGUGCCCCUCGCCCUGCGCGCGGCGUUCCGGACGGCGCUCGGCGCCGUCGCGUCGCACAAGGGGUUCAGCGGGAAGGCGAUCUUGCGGACGUUGACGCCCGCGCACUUCGAAAACGGCGGGUGGAACACCGGCGGCGACUGCGUCCGCACGCGCCCGUACCGCCGCGGUAACCGCACCCUAGGCGCCUUCGAGGCCGAAUACCGCAGCGCGCAGGUUGAGGCGCUGAGGGAGACGAAGGCGGCGGCGAGGACGAACGGCGCGGAGCUGCUGUUGCUGGACAUCACGGAGGCGAUGGACCUUCGGCCGGACGGUCACCCGAGCCGCUACGGGCACCCGCCGGGCGGGAGCGUGGAGGGCGACUUCGUCGUGGACUGCCUGCACUGGUGCUUGCCGGGGCCGAUUGACCUGUGGAGCGAGCUGCUGUUCCAGAUGCUCCUGCCACAGCAUUAGCAGGAGAUCGAUGAGUUCAGAUGAUCGUGAAACGUGAGAUGAAAUCGUCUCUAGAAACGAGGCAUCAUCUCAUUCAUUUUUCCAGAGGUGAAGCAGUUGUGUAAAUUCAAAGGGUAAUCUAGCUAGUAGUGUUCGUCUCGGUAUUGGGUUGUACAAAUGCGUCGGAUCGUGUGGUCGCUUAAUAUAUGGCCGUACUGAUUCUACAAAGGAUAAUAUACUACGGCCGUGAUUCUUUGA